This is a messenger RNA of Clonostachys rhizophaga, 2037 nucleotides long. The record is from the annotation of a GenBank genome assembly. Lineage: Eukaryota; Fungi; Ascomycota; Sordariomycetes; Hypocreales; Bionectriaceae.
AUGACAGGAGUCACCCACCCUUUCGACCCCUUGUCGGGCGAUGAGAUUACUGUCGCUGUGGAGGCAGUAAAGCAAGCCUAUGGAGACCUCUUCUUCCAGGCUGUUACUCUGGUUGAGCCUCGCAAGGCCGAAAUGACCAACUGGCUCCAGAACAAGACUUCGGCUCCCCGUCCCAACCGAAUUGCCGAUGUUACAGCUAUCGAUCCCGCAGGCAAGGUCUAUGAUGGUUUCGUCGACCUCGCUACUAAGAAGAUUGUCAAGUGGGAGCAACUCAGUGGCCUUCAGCCAAUUAUCACUCUGGAGGAACUCAUCGCUGUGGAGCAUGUCUGCCGCAAGGACCCCAAGGUCAUUGAGCAGUGUAUCAUCAGCGGUAUCGCCAAGGAGGAUAUGGACAAGGUCUACUGCGAUGCUUGGACUAUCGGUUAUGACGAGCGCUUUGGCAACGACAUCAGACUGCAGCAAGCCCUGAUGUACUAUCGUCCCCAUGUCGACGACUGCCAGUACCAGUACCCCUUGGACUUCUGCCCGAUCUUUGAUCCCAUCAAGAAGGAGGUCAUCGCCAUUGAUGUUCCCAAAAUCCGAAGGCCUAUGCCCAAGAUUGGCAGAGCCAUCAACUACCACCCGGCUGGUGUUGAGAAGGCUGGUGGGUACAGGAAGGACAUCAUGCCCCUCAACAUCACACAGCCUGCUGGCGUCUCAUUCAACCUCAAGGGCCGCGAACUCCAGUGGCAGAACUGGAAGUUCCACAUUGGUUUCAACUACCGCGAAGGUCUUGUUUUCAAUGACAUCAAGUACAACGACAAGGGUACCGACCGUGAUAUUUUCUACAGACUGUCUCUGGCUGAGAUGGUUGUUCCUUACGGCAACCCCGAGCACCCCCAUCAGCGAAAGCACGCUUUCGAUCUCGGCGAGUAUGGAGCUGGUUACAUGACCAACAGUCUCUCCCUGGGCUGCGACUGCAAGGGCGCAAUUCACUACCUCGACGCCGAGUUCCCCCGCCGCGAUGGUACUAUCCGCAAGAUCAAGAACGCCAUCUGCAUCCACGAGGAGGAUGCCGGUAUCCUCUUCAAGCACUCCGACUUCCGUGACGACUCUGUCAUUGUCACCCGUGCCCGCAAGCUGAUCAUCCAGCAAAUCUUCACUGCUGCCAACUACGAGUACGCCAUCCAGUGGGUCUUCCACCAGGACGGUACUAUCCAGCCUGACAUCAAGUUGACUGGUAUCCUCAACACAUAUGUCAUGAACCCCGAUGAGGACACCAAGGGCUGGGGCACCCAGGUCUACCCAGGCGUCAACGCACACAACCACCAGCAUCUCUUCUGCCUCCGUGUGCACGCCAACGUCGACGGACCCAACAACACAGUCUUCGUUUCCGACGCCGUCCCCUCGGAUGCUCCCGUGGGAAGCCCCGAGAACUUCUACGGUAACGGUUUCACAGCCAAGAGGACCAAGCUGGCCACCGAGGGCGAGUCAGCAACCGACUACAACGGUGCCACCAGCCGUACCUGGGAGAUUUGCAACACCAACAGACUCCACCCCUACAGCGGCAAGGCGUCGAGCUACAAGCUGGUCAGCCGUGAGGUUCCCGGCCUGCUGCCCAAGGAGGGCUCUCUAGUCUGGAAGAGGGCUGGCUUUGCCCGCCACGCAGUCUAUGUAACCAAGUACCGCGAUGACGAGCUGUGGCCCGCAGGCCGCCAUGUCCCCCAGACCUCCGGAGAGCCCAGCGCCGGCAUCACCGAGUGGAUCGGGGACGGCACCACCCCCAUCGACAACACGGACAUCGUCCUGUGGCACACCUUUGGCGUGACGCACAUUCCCUCCCCCGAGGACUUCCCCGUGAUGCCGGCCGAGCCCAUCACGCUCCUGCUGCGCCCCCGAAACUUCUUCAACAACAACCCCGUCAUGGACAUCCCCCCGUCCUACUGCAGCACCCCAAGCCAGGUGGCCGCCCAGGGCGAGGGCGUGCUGAAUGCCCGGGACGAGAUGAGCAAGCUGGCGUUUGGCGAGAGCAGCGGCAGCUGCUGCUCGAAGCUGUGA